Messenger RNA from Hippocampus zosterae (dwarf seahorse), 2087 nucleotides. It is a transcript of the gene acd, whose product is annotated as ACD shelterin complex subunit and telomerase recruitment factor. The transcript is spliced from 2 exons. Gene Ontology annotation, biological process: telomere maintenance via telomerase; telomere capping. The record is from RefSeq and is a predicted model, not a curated record. Gene Ontology annotation, cellular component: shelterin complex; telomerase holoenzyme complex; chromosome, telomeric region. Gene Ontology annotation, molecular function: telomeric repeat DNA binding. Lineage: Eukaryota; Metazoa; Chordata; Actinopteri; Syngnathiformes; Syngnathidae. The coding region runs from base 354 to 1958 and encodes 534 amino acids.
UUGUUUGCAUUCUAAAUCAGCAGUUUUGGCACUUAUAAAUAAUCACAGUGCUGAAAUAUAAUUAUACUAUUUUUGUAAGAAGAUAAAAUGAUUUGGGAAGCAGUACUGUAUCAUGUUUAUAUUCCAAAGAUUAUAUGUAAAGGACGACUUGAAGCAAAACGGAACGGAGCCAUACUGUUAGCGUCACACGAGCGUGACAAAUACUUCCGGUGUGUGACCGCUCCAAUCUCACGGAGCCUGCAGCAACAACUGGAAUUCGGGAAAGUAAACAAACAUUGUCUGAUGGAACGUCUGAAUGUCUUCAGUGAUUGCCUAACGGAAUAGCAGUAAAAAAAAAACCUGAAUCCUCAAACAUGUUCCGCCGUAAGAAGGACGUACUGGCUCCGUGGAUUGAGAGUCUCAUCCAGAGUUAUGGGAGUGAGGAGGGGACCAGUGACCGCAGGACGCCGAGGGCUUAUGUUACAGCUGCGAGUCGGAUGUCAAAUUCUGAAGCUAGGCUCACAGAAGGCCCCCCAGAUCUGCUCUUUCUAUCUGAUGGCGUAGUGCAGAUCCCCACCUUUCUCACCCCAACUGCCGUGGAGUAUCUUCGAAGGGACGAGAUUGAAAAUUUCAAGAAUCUGAUCGAUUGUACCGUUUACGUCACAGGCCACAGACUGAAGUUUCACACUGCCGCGGACCCGACCAGAUCCAAGUUCUUCUUGUCAGCUGGAAGGAUUAUGGUAAUUUCAGUUGGCCCAACCAAACCCCGCACCCCAUGCUGCACCACUUUGCGUUCUGUGAAACAGAAAAUCUUUGAGACAUGGAGGGCAAUUAUGGUCCAGGAAACGCAGGACUCUCUAGCGAAUCCAAAUGACUUUAAUCUGUCUGAGCUGCUUGGGGAGUGGCAGAAUGACAAUGUUCAAACCGUGCUUCAGGAUGUGCAGAAGAGACUGAUGAUGUUUAGGUUGGCGAUUCUGGGGGUUUCCUCAUUUAAUGGCCACCCAACAGUGACUGAAUCAGACAUGUUCACUCCCACCAACUGGGACAUCGAACGGGAAAAUGACAUGGGAUGCUUCAGCAUUCCGAUCAAGUGUCUCCUCAUCCCAGAAGGACAUGCCGUGCAUGGACCGAAAGAAAGCGCCAAUAUAUCGACAACCGAUGGGGACAUGAUGUUGAAUUUGCAGCCUUCGCCGUGUACCCGAUCCUCUGUUGAUCCUGUGGACGGGCAAACUGCAAAGCUUCCGGAGGGAGCGGGAGAAGUCCAAAACUGUGGAGAUAACAUCGCCGAUCCUGACAGUGUAUGUGUCAAGUUGACCAAUAAGGAGAUCACACCAUUAGAGAAACCAUGGGAAAUGUUUCCUCCACCUAAUGGUUUAUCUUUCUUGGGUAUGUCCCAGGAAGCCAUUCCAAUACCGCCUAUGCAGUCCCACAAACAAAACUAUCAUUUGAGCAUAACCGGUACCCAACUUCCCAUAACGAGCACACAAUCUGAGGAUUUACAACACAGCAAAGAGGCCCAUGACUCAUUUCCGCCGUAUAAAAAAACGGCGUGCUCAUCUGGCAAAUGUAACACGGGAACACCAACUAGUCCCACUGCUCCCGAAGAAGUGCAGUCCUUAAUUGGGAAUGUAGAUGCGCAACAAGAAACUAUCGGGAGACAACACAGAAAGGCAAAAAGAAAACUGAAUGUUGAGUGUGUGCAAGAAGCGCAAGCAACAGUUGCAGUGGAGGAAGAUGAAGCUCAGGUCAUGACCUCUGGCACUGAUGAAGGCGGCAUUCACGUUGAAACUUUGUGUGCUGAAAAAAGAAAAACUCUGACUGUUCACGCUGGUGGAGAGCCGUUCUCAUACACUUACAUGGCGUCUGGGCAGAAUCUUCACGACUUUAGCAAGUUUCAAGUAGCAAAAUCUCUGCUGGCGUGGGCUGUCAAAUAUCUUGUUCCAAAACAGAGAACGCCGGACUGCACCCUAAGUGAUUGAAACACCACUCUGUUAUUCCUAAUUGACAUUUUCAUUGAAAAUCUCUUUAAGAAAGUUAAAUAUUAUAAAUAACAAUGUUUGUGUGUUUGUUACAUCGUGCAUAGUUUCUAAUAAAAUGAUCCUUUUUUU